Molecule: messenger RNA, 2048 nt
Organism: Saprolegnia parasitica CBS 223.65
Lineage: Eukaryota; Oomycota; Saprolegniomycetes; Saprolegniales; Saprolegniaceae
Exons: 1
Coding region: 17-1984 (655 amino acids)
Source: RefSeq, a predicted model, not a curated record
CAUCAGUGUGACGAGCAUGUGCGACAAGUCCAAGGCGGACGUGGUGCCAAUCGGGCCCCUCGCGCUGACGAAUAUCGGUCCGAGCUCGGCGGCUCGCAAAUCUACGACCAGCUCGGGCAAGUUUGCGACGUUUUCCAAACUCGUGGUGCCUGAGCGCGCGCCUUUUCGUCACGGUCUCGUGCUCGCCUUGCUCUGCACGGGCUUUGCGACGAUCGUGGCCAUUACGACGUACUACCUCAACCAGAUUGCGAACACGCCGAUCUUUUUUGGUACCAUCCUCGACACGUUCAGCAGCAACCCGAAAGAAGUUCCUAUUGGUGCGCUCCUGCAAGGCUCGGGCGUCCUCGCUGCCGUGAGCUCUGGCAACGCCAAUCCGCCGUCGCUCAUCGACUUGUACACGACGAGCUGCGCCGAUGCCGCGUGCGCCGCAUCGUUUGCGCCGACGGCACUUGCGGCGUGGACGAUCCUCGGCAACGCCUUCGCGCUCAUCCCCAACUUUGAUCAACCGGCGUUCCAGGAUCCAAACCAAGUGAUCAAAUUCUCACAUAUCAACAACCUCGCGGGCAAGAACACGCCAUUGGCGCAGUUUUACAUUGACGGCAUGCCGAUCGCGAUUACGUGCAUGAUUCGUCGCGCCAACUUCUACCUCACGCAGCAAGCCGCGUCGACGGCGGUCAACGACGCGCUCGCGUUCUGUUCGCAGCGCACGUAUGACGCCAAUUGGGGCUGCGAAAACGAAGUCGGCCCGACUGUCAACACGUACGUUCUCCAAAUGAACAAGGGCACCGCGAGCUUCGUUGGCGUCGUCAAGCGAAACCAAGUGUACAUGAACGCGGGUCGUCAAGCCGAACUCUCUGGCGGUCUCUCUGGCGGCGUCUUUCUCCAGUCGGUGCCAGGCGUCGACGAGUACCAACGCGGCGUGGUGCAGGCAAGUGCGCCGUGGGAUGUGCUCGCCGUGACCAGCUGUGCGACGCUCAACCCGAGCACCAACUCGGGCUGGCUCGUGCAGAUGCAGGGCGUCGUGACGAUGACGUGGAAGUGCGACUCGCUCAUGCUGACCAACUCGAUCGUGCUCUGGGUCAUGACGCUGUAUCUGGUCUUGCUGCAGACCAUUUUCCUGCGCCGCAGUGUCAUUUGCGUCAUGCCUGUCUACAUGUCGAAAAAUGUGGUCGGCGCCGCGAUUCUGUUUGUGGCGUUCUGGGGCAACGAGAAUCUCCAAGCGCUCUCGACGUUCUUGCGGCAAAAUCCCGUCGUCGGCUUCAACACGACGUUCUACGCGCUCUGCGGCGCGGCGCAAAUCGCGUCGAUCGUCGGCAUUAUGACAGGGACCGCGAUCCAGAUCUGGUUCAACCCGCUCAUUGUGACCCAGACAUGGCUCCUCCUCGCGUUCAGUCUCGUCAACUGGGUCGUUGUCUUUGUCUUGGAAGGCUUUGUGUUUCCGUACGCGAGCGAGAACACGCCGACCACUUGCGCGCUCACGUCGUCCACCAAUUGCUACAACUUUAGCGCGAUUUCCAACACGUACUUUGUCUCGGCGAUCGUGUGCGGGUUUAUCGUGCUGCUGGCGAUCCUCACGAUCUACUACGACGCGUACCGCCGACCGGACCCGAUCGUAAUUGCGGCCGAGAACAGCAUGCUCCAGUACCUCACGGUCUCGGACUUUUCAACGAUUGCGACGACGACGCGCGGGUGCUCGCUCGUCGACAGCAAGACCGGCGCGACGCUUAUCGACGAAGGCGUCUUGCUCAUCAAGAACAUGCUCCACGUCUCGAAUUCGAACCUCACGCGUCUCUCCAACGUGCAGUACGAGGUCAUCUUUCGGUUCAUUCCGACGCGGCUAUUGAAGCGCCUCUUCAGCGAGACCGUCGGGUCCAUCCUUAUCUACAACGUCGUCGACGGCAAAAUCACAGGCGAAUUUACGCACAAGUUUCUCCAUGAAAUGGAAAUCGGCGCCAUGGACAAGGUCACGGGGUACAUUUCGUAAUUCAACUACCUCUCUUUCAAUAACGAUUUCAUCGAUACAUGAAGUAUGCAUGUUUACUGCCGCC